Messenger RNA from Colletotrichum chrysophilum, 651 nucleotides. RefSeq lists its product as uncharacterized. The transcript is spliced from 2 exons. The coding region runs from base 1 to 651 and encodes 216 amino acids. The record is from RefSeq and is a predicted model, not a curated record. NCBI's taxonomy places the organism in Eukaryota, Fungi, Ascomycota, Sordariomycetes, Glomerellales, Glomerellaceae.
AUGGCAGCAUCCUCACGAGAAUACUACGAGUACCACCACCACCACCGCCACCACUCCCACCACGGCGCAAAGAAGCGCCUCUACCUCGAACCCCCCACCAACGGCGCCGUCACCGUCCGCACAAAGAAGACAACCUUCAUCCCCGCCCGCGAGCCGACCCCGCCCCCGGUCAUCGUCAGGCCCUGCACGCCCCCUCCUCCCCCCGUCGUCGAGCCUCUCCCUCCUCCGCCUCCACCCGUCAUCGCGCUUCCUCCUCCUCCUCCGCCGCCGCCCCCCAUCGUCCUGCCGCCUGAGCCCGCGCCCAUCGAGGUCAUCGCCGUCGACGUGGAGCCGAGCGUCAAGAGCAGCAAGAGCAGCAAGUCCUCGCGCAGCAGCCGCAGCCGCAGCUGCAGCCACUCACGCCACGGCAGCCGUGAUCGCGAGAGGGACGUCAGAGAGGUCUACGUCGAGCGCGAGAAGCUCGUCCCCGUGCGCGUGCCGUACCCCGUCCCUGUCCCCGUCGAGCCGCGCUACGAGACGUUCAGGUACGUCGAGGGGAGGCGGUAUUCGCCGCCGCGCAUGCUGCCGCCGCCCCCGCCGCCUGAGGAGGAGAGGAUGAGAGUGACCAUCUCGGAUCGCAGAAGGGAGCGGGAGUACAUUCACAGGCGAUGA